This is a messenger RNA of Alligator sinensis (Chinese alligator), 719 nucleotides long. It is a transcript of the gene NDUFS4, whose product is annotated as NADH:ubiquinone oxidoreductase subunit S4. The record is from RefSeq and is a predicted model, not a curated record. The transcript has 5 exons. Lineage: Eukaryota; Metazoa; Chordata; Crocodylia; Alligatoridae. Gene Ontology annotation, biological process: electron transport chain. Bases 93 to 608 code for a protein of 171 amino acids.
ACAGCCCCUCAGUCUCCGUUUCGCGUUUCCCAGGCGGACGGAGGAGGCUUGUCUCUAGGAGGACGCCGUAGCGAAGCGGGUCCGCUGCUGUCAUGGCGGCGGUUCUCUCAAUGUCAGCGGCUCUCAGGCACCUUGCGAGGGGCGGCAGCGCGGCCGCUGCUCGCCGGACGCUGGGCAGGUCACUGAGCACUUCCACAUGGUGGCUGGCACAGGACCAAGCUCAAGACACGCAACUCAUCACAGUUGAUGAAAAAUUGGAUAUCACUGCUUUAACUGGUGUCCCAGAGGAACACAUCAAAACCAGAAAAGUCCAAAUUUUUGUUCCAGCACGUAAUGCCAUGCAGGCUGGUGUUAACAACACCAAGAAAUGGAAGAUGGAAUUUGAUACCAGGGAGCGCUGGGAAAACCCUUUGAUGGGUUGGGCCUCUACGGCUGAUCCUUUGUCCAACAUGGUCCUAACUUUCUCUACAAAAGAAGAUGCAAUUGCCUUUGCUGAAAAAAAUGGCUGGAGCUAUACUCUUCAGGAGAGGAGGAUUCCAAAACCUAAAUCCAAGUCUUAUGGUGGAAACUUUUCUUGGAACAAAAGAACAAGGGUGUCCACAAAAUAGGUUGGCAAUGGCUAUCUCUGUCUGACUGUGAAUAAAGUCAGCUGUGCUGUAUUUAUAGUCCAUGUAUAAUACAUCGCUUAAUCUCCUAAUAAAUUUGACCUUUAAACUACA